UUUUUCCCCCGUGCCACCGCUUCCCGGGCCGCGGAGAGGCACGGGAGCAGAGUAGGGUCACAGGGUGUCUGGCCAGAGCGGCCGGUACUCCCUACCCUCGCCGUCCUCGCGUGAGUGCGGGGCAGCGGCCGCGGGACCCUAGACCUCCGCGUCCUGCAUCGCCGCCCCCAGCCCCGCGCGCGAGCGUGGACCGGGAGAGCCAGGUGCAGGGCGCCGGCCACCCAGACGCUGCCGGCGGAGAGCGGAAAAAUCAUUGUUUCUUCUCUGGAGGGUGAACAUUUAUAGAAUUGACUUCAAGGAUCUGGUAACAUGGCAAAAGAUGCCGGUCUAAUAGAAGCCAAUGGAGAACUAAAGGUCUUUAUAGACCAGAAUCUUAGUCCUGGAAAAGGUGUGGUAUCAUUAGUAGCUGUUCAUCCUUCGACAGUAAACACCCUUGGAAAGCAACUCUUGCCAAAAACCUUUGGACAGUCCAAUGUCAACAUUGCACAGCAAGUGGUAAUUGGUACACCUCAGAGACCUGCAGCGCCAAAUACUAUCCUGGUAGGAAGUCCACACACCCCUAACACACACUUUGUAUCACAGAACCAGGCUUCAGACUCCUCACCUUGGUCUGCUGGGAAACGCAACAGAAAAGGAGAGAAGAAUGGCAAGGGCCUGAGGCAUUUUUCAAUGAAGGUUUGUGAGAAGGUUCAGCGGAAAGGAACCACUUCCUAUAACGAAGUGGCAGAUGAACUGGUUGCGGAGUUCAGUGCUGCUGAUAACCAUAUUUUACCAAAUGAAUCAGCUUAUGACCAGAAGAAUAUAAGACGACGAGUCUAUGAUGCCUUAAAUGUCUUAAUGGCCAUGAACAUUAUCUCUAAGGAGAAGAAAGAAAUCAAAUGGAUUGGUCUGCCUACAAACUCGGCUCAGGAAUGUCAGAAUUUAGAGGUAGAGAGACAGAGAAGACUUGAAAGAAUAAAACAGAAACAGUCUCAACUUCAAGAACUUAUUCUACAGCAAAUUGCCUUCAAGAAUUUGGUGCAGAGAAACCGCCAAGCAGAGCAGCAAGCGAACCGGCCCCCUCCCUCCAACUCCGUCAUCCACCUCCCAUUCAUCAUCGUGAACACCAGCAAGAAGACCGUGAUCGACUGCAGUAUUUCUAACGACAAAUUUGAGUAUCUGUUUAAUUUUGACAACACGUUUGAAAUCCAUGAUGACAUAGAAGUAUUAAAGCGAAUGGGAAUGGCUUGUGGAUUAGAAUCAGGAAGCUGUUCUGCCGAAGACCUUAAAAUGGCAAGAAGUUUGGUACCUAAAGCUCUGGAACCUUAUGUGACAGAAAUGGCUCAGGGAUCAAUCAGCGGUGUAUUUGUCACAUCAUCAGGUUCAACUUCAAAUGGCACAAGGCUUUCUGCCAGUGACUUGACCAACGGUGCAGAUGGGACAUUGGCCACAAGUUCCAGCGGGUCUCAGUACAGCGGCUCCAGGGUGGAGACGCCCGUGUCUUAUGUCGGGGAAGAUGAUGAUGACGACGAUGACUUUAAUGAAAAUGAUGAUGAAGACUGAUUUUCUUGACUUGUAGACUCCCCUUCCCCCUUCAAAUUCAGCUUCAGGAAAAAAUUGUUAGGGAAGAGAAACUUUUGUUUUUUUAAUGUGGGUUUUUCUCUUUUCUUUUUGGCCUACUCCCAAGAAGAUAUUGGUAAGCUAUUGACUUUAGAUACGCACCUCCAAUAAGCAAGCAAGGAUGUUUUUUUGUAGGAUUUUUUAAAAUGUGGUGUGGAUGUGUGUUUUGACACCAGUGUGCUGAUGCAGAGUCUUUAUUUACUUCUUAGGAUUUUGUGUUUUCAUUUUCUAAUUUUUUUUUUUUAAAUUCAGAGUUCAUUUUUGCCCCCUUAACAAUUCUGCUGAGUUUGCUGAAGAAAUUGUACAUCAUCCACAUCAAUGACAAUAAAAUGCUAUCCUUUUGUGGAAAAUGGUACACUGAAUGCCCAUUUAUUUGCAGUGUGUUUUGAAUGGUGCCACUAACCAAUGGAUAGCAAGAUGACAUAGCAAGUUUUUAUUUUAUUAAAUCAUGCAGUGUCCAAAGAACCAAGCAAAAUAGCAAAGCUCUACUUUUUUAAACAUUAAGCGCCAUAAAUUUUAUUAUGCCUUUAUUUUCCCUUAAAUUAUCUAAACUAUUGUGAUUCCAUCAAGCUUAUACUUUUUUUUUGCUCUAUUUUGUAGCAAAUUACAAAGGUUUUUUUGUUUGUUUUUGUUUUUGUUUGUUUGAUAAAAGUUUAUUGCCAUGCUGGUGCAGCUAUAUAAACUAUCUUGAAGGCUUGGAAUGGUUUAUUGCUUAUGGUAAAAUUUGCCUGAUUUCUUACAGGCAACGUUUGGAAACUUUUUAUUAUAUAGUUGUUUACAUACUUCUAAGUCUAUCAUUUAAAGACAUGUACUGAAACAAAUGUUGUAUUUGUUUCGUAAGCAUCUUCCUGUAAUCUAUUAUAAAGUUGAAAUUAAAUAUAGAGAAUGUUUUAACAGUUUUUUAACUCAAAAUUUGUCAAUCAUUUUUAAUAGUUCUUUUUUUAUAAAAAGAAAAAAGGAAUUUCAGGACAGGCAGUAGUCUCUUUUAAAAUUUAUUCACAAAACAAUUAACUGCACAGUUGCUGUUAGCUGCCUGUUCUAAAACGAUAGUCUUUUUAUUGAAACACAAAUAAACUUUUCUGUAAUAUUUUAUGGAAUAUAAAGAGACUUUAAUUGUUUGACUUGUUUAACUUGGCACUGUUAGUUUUUAUUAAUAAAACGUGCAUGGGCAU
Messenger RNA from Choloepus didactylus (southern two-toed sloth), 2771 nucleotides. RefSeq names its product transcription factor Dp-1 (gene TFDP1). The record is from RefSeq and is a predicted model, not a curated record. Gene Ontology annotation, cellular component: nucleus; transcription regulator complex. NCBI's taxonomy places the organism in Eukaryota, Metazoa, Chordata, Mammalia, Pilosa, Megalonychidae. Gene Ontology annotation, molecular function: RNA polymerase II transcription regulatory region sequence-specific DNA binding; DNA-binding transcription factor activity, RNA polymerase II-specific. Gene Ontology annotation, biological process: regulation of cell cycle; regulation of transcription by RNA polymerase II. The transcript has 12 exons. The coding region runs from base 310 to 1542 and encodes 410 amino acids.